Messenger RNA from Cottoperca gobio, 2209 nucleotides. RefSeq lists its product as uncharacterized. The coding region runs from base 519 to 1259 and encodes 246 amino acids. The record is from RefSeq and is a predicted model, not a curated record. The transcript is spliced from 4 exons. NCBI's taxonomy places the organism in Eukaryota, Metazoa, Chordata, Actinopteri, Perciformes, Bovichtidae.
GUUAGCGUAGUGUAUUUAGUAAGUUUGAACUACAGCUGGGGUUGUGGUUACCUUCUUCUUCUACGGUUUCUACUUUGGUUGAAGAUACUCGCGUUCGCCCUCUACCGACAUGUGGGAUAAAUCACACUUUAACCUGCAGUAUUGCGGAACUUGUUUUAUUUAUCAUUUCAAAUAGUUAGUAGACUUCAGUGAAUACGUUUUGGUAUUCAAAAUAAAAAAUAUUUAAGGUGUUUAACUUCUUGGAAAGACACAUUUCAGAUUAAAGAGAGCCAGGGAUCUGAUACGGCGAAUGGCAACAACAACAACAGAGUUGUGUUCUUUACCUCGCUGCAGCUCACCUGUGGGUGCACCUGUCUGUCACGCUCACAUGUGUACACUAAAACAGAAAACAUAACCAGGAAGAAAACUUUUUCAGGAGUCGCGUGACGUUGACGUCAUUUGGUAUGUGCGGACCUCAGAUGCAUUGCCAGAAAUAAUUGACCUGAAAACUAAUUGAGAGACCCCAGAGCUGCAGAAAAAUGCUCCGUUUUCUCUGCUGUUGCUUCUCAAGUGAAAACUCCGCCAACGAGAGGCAGCCUCUCCUGCACCCCGCACCAUCUGACUUGAAUGAAGCUGGAUCAGCCAGGCAGACCCAACCAGCACACAGAGAUGUACAGACCGUUAAGCGGAUCGGCAGGCUGGUGAUGAGGCGAUUGUGUGUGCCAGAGUUGGACCAGAGGUUUUCGGAUAUGGCUGAGACCUUCAACGAACAGCACGAGCAUUAUGAAGCCAUGGUCCGACAUAUCAGAAACCUGCGUCAGAUCUACGGCUGUAAUCACAAUGAUAGUGUGGCUUUGACCGAAUGUGUGGGGAGGGUCAGAGAUGAGCAUGAGGCCAGGUACAGGGUCUCCCUUAAGAUAAAGGGCUAUGAGUUCUCCCUCAAUGUGGUUCCUGUGGGCAAAAGUGAGGAGGAACCACUGCCUCCACAUCUACAAUUGGCUCAGGAUGAAGUGAAGGGCAUUUCUGAAAGCGCCAAAGCCACCAUCUCAAAGGGGACCACACUUCAAGAGUUGAUUGGUUGGCUGCUCCGUAGCAAGGAUAAAAUGGCUGAGAAAGUGAAGGGGGCUGCAGCAACUUACCAGGAGCAAGGAAGACUGAAUGAGAACCUGGAGGAAAACCUGAAGGAAGUGAGGAGGGCAAAGGAGUUUUCGCUGGGAUACAGACAACAGGCUGGGGAAGUCAUCACUGAGGCUGCACAGAUAGCAGGGGCUUUUCUUUAAACAAUUAGGCACACACAGAACAUUGUGCAUGUAUUUAAAGUAUACUCUGCUCUGCAGGUCUUUGCAGCUUAUCGCACCGCGUUUGUAUAAGAACACAAAGAUUUGCGAUGAUAUCUUUCUUUUAAAUUUUUUAUUAAUUAUUUUAAAUUAAAAAUAGUAGUCUUUGCUAUUUGAGACUCACAUUAACACUUACAAAAUAUUGUUUGUAUAAAGACUUACAGUAUUUUCCUGGAUGGGUGUAAUCUUACCAGCUAACAUUAGGGGGCAUUUCAGACUCACUUUACUAUUCCCCACAGUUGCUCUUUAAUUCAUAUUCCUCAGAUUUAGUUUGUUUCUCAGGAAAUUGCGCUACAUGGAGGCAGAUUCCCUAAAUUCUAGACUCGGGUAUCAACAUAAUUCAUAAAUGACACAUUUUGUAGAAUUUUGUACCUGAUUAGACUCUUGUAUUUUUGCAAAACUUUGCCACAAGAAAAGAUUGUUCUUUGGCUGCACUGGAUUAUACAUAUCUUCUAUAAUGAGGAUAGGACACAGUAUCCUACAGCAGCAAUGGUAAUUGCUGCCAGAUGUUUUUUAUAAUUGUUUGUGUAGUGUUUUAUUAUUGUGACAUACAGAGAGAGCAGAUUUACUGAUUAUUAUCUACAAAACCCAUGCAUGUAUUAACUGAUUAAAGGCUAUCCAUCUGUUAUUAAUAUGAAAGCAAACAAACACAUGGUCAUAUGCCAUCUUGAUAAUUAAUUUGGGAAAAUCCAUUGUUCCAGAGGUCAUUGUCAACUGGUCAUGCAUUAUUUAUCCGACAGAGACAAUUUUAGAGUCCUGCUUUUGCCUUAAGCUUUAAAGAUUAAUUUGUCAUGAAGUGUAUGCAGGAUGUGGUGGGUAAAACCUGAGAAUGAGUUGCUUAUUUCUAAAUGAAAAAGUUUGGGAAAUAAAUAAAUAAAAGUAAAUUGACAACA